Odobenus rosmarus divergens (Pacific walrus) is the source of this 1957-nucleotide messenger RNA. It is a transcript of the gene ZBTB12, whose product is annotated as zinc finger and BTB domain containing 12. Gene Ontology annotation, molecular function: DNA-binding transcription factor activity, RNA polymerase II-specific; protein binding; RNA polymerase II cis-regulatory region sequence-specific DNA binding. The transcript is spliced from 2 exons. The record is from RefSeq and is a predicted model, not a curated record. Lineage: Eukaryota; Metazoa; Chordata; Mammalia; Carnivora; Odobenidae. Gene Ontology annotation, biological process: regulation of transcription by RNA polymerase II. The coding region runs from base 251 to 1630 and encodes 459 amino acids.
UCCUCCCCGAGUUCUCGCCGACGCCGAGGCGCGCGGGGCCUGGAACACACUGCACGAGCCGCCCCCGCCCCUCCCUCCUUACGCCCACGCGGAGCUGGCCCCGCGCGCGCGCCUCGUGCACCCCCGCGCCUGCGCGCUGCCCAGACCCUGCCCGUGUUUGGGGGCGCCGCCGACCCCGGGGGGGGUGGGGGAAAUAGGGGGGGAAAAAACAGCGCGCGGAACCGGGCCAGGGUUGCCCACCCCCGCCACAAUGGCCUCUGGGGUGGAAGUCCUGCGCUUCCAGCUGCCCGGCCACGAGGCCGCUACUCUGCGGAACAUGAACCAGCUCCGCGCAGAGGAGCGGUUUUGCGACGUGACCAUUGUGGCCGACAGCCUCAAGUUCCGUGGCCACAAGGUCAUCCUGGCCGCCUGCUCGCCUUUCCUGAGGGACCAGUUCCUGCUGAACCCCAGUUCUGAGCUGCAGGUCUCCCUGAUGCACAGUGCGCGCAUCGUGGCCGACCUGCUCCUCUCCUGCUACACGGGCGCUCUGGAAUUCGCUGUCAGGGACAUCGUCAACUACCUGACGGCUGCCUCCUACCUGCAGAUGGAGCACGUGGUGGAGAAAUGCAGGAACGCCCUCAGCCAGUUCAUUGAGCCCAAAAUAGGCCUCAAAGAGGAUGGGGUCAGCGAUGCCAGCCUUGUGAGCAGUGUCAGUGCCACCAAAUCCCUCCUCCCUCCUGCCAGGACCCCAAAGCCAGCCCCCAAACCCCCACCCCCACCCCCUCUGCCCCCUCCACUCCUACGGCCUGUGAAACUGGAGUUUCCCCUGGACGAGGACCUGGAGCUGAAGGCCGAGGAAGAAGACGAGGACGAGGACGAGGACGUGUCCGACAUCUGCAUCGUCAAGGUGGAGUCGGCCCUGGAGGUGGCACACCGGCUCAAACCUCCCGGAGGUUUGGGAGGGGGUCUGAGCAUCGGAGGUUCCGUGGGCAGCCACCUGGGAGAGCUGGCUCAGAGCAGCGUGCCCCCCAGCACUGUGGCCCCACCGCAGGGUGUAGUGAAAGCCUGCUAUAGCCUGUCCGAGGAUGCAGAAGGGGAGGGCUUGCUGUUGAUCCCUGGAGGCCGGGCCAGCGUGGGGGCCACCUCGGGCCUGGUGGAGGCAGCAGCGGUGGCCAUGGCUGCCCGGGGGGCGGGGGGCAGCCUGGGGGCAGGGGGCAGCCGGGGACCCCUGCCUGGGGGCUUUUCCAGUGGAAACCCCCUAAAGAACAUCAAGUGCACCAAGUGCCCGGAAGUGUUCCAGGGCGUGGAGAAGCUGGUCUUCCACAUGCGGGCGCAGCACUUCAUCUUCAUGUGCCCACGCUGCGGCAAGCAGUUCAACCACAGCAGCAACCUCAACCGCCACAUGAACGUGCACCGCGGCGUCAAGUCGCACUCCUGUGGCAUCUGCGGCAAGUGCUUCACGCAGAAGUCCACGCUGCACGACCACCUCAACCUCCACUCCGGAGCGAGGCCCUAUCGCUGCUCCUACUGCGACGUGCGCUUCGCUCACAAGCCCGCCAUUAGGCGGCACCUCAAGGAGCAGCAUGGCAAGACAACGGCAGAGAACGUGCUGGAAGCCAGCGUGGCCGAGAUCAACGUCCUCAUCCGCUAGCGGGGCGGGCUCAGAAGCCAGGAGGCAGGGGUCCCUGGGCUGAGUGGGAAGGGAGCUCCCUGGCCCAGGAGAACAGGGGGGUGGGAGGGUCGGGAACAGGCAGGUACGGUUGGGGGAACCUGAGCAGACACAUCCUGAGGGAGGGGCUGAAGAUUCCCUGGAGAGAAGACCCCUGUCUUUUCAGAAGAAAAAAAAAGAGAGAGAGGGAGAGGGUUCUUUGAGAAGGCCAAGGGGAUAUGGGCUCCCAGAGAAAAAUUUUCUUCUCUUAGAGGUGCAUGGAUAUGUGGAGGGAGGGAAAGGGUCUUAUAGAUUGAGAAGAAAAAAAGA